This is a messenger RNA of Sphaeroforma arctica JP610, 5674 nucleotides long. RefSeq lists its product as hypothetical. Lineage: Eukaryota; Ichthyosporea; Ichthyophonida. The transcript has 9 exons. Gene Ontology annotation, cellular component: cytoplasm. The record is from RefSeq and is a predicted model, not a curated record. The coding region runs from base 47 to 5674 and encodes 1875 amino acids.
ACAAAGACUUACGGGGAGCUGGGUAUAUACACACCCAACAAAGGACAUGAGCGAGGGUUAUGAACUGGACAGGAGGCGGCCGGAUACAACCGACCAUCGUGCGCCACAUCAGGGCGUGUCAGAGGAUCGUACGAGUCACCUAUCUUCCCAAAACUCCGAUUCAGGCCCGUAUGCUGGAGAUAGUACAGCAGGGGCUGGGCAGGCUUCGCGCUUGGGUGCGGUAGACAAUUGGAACAGCUUUCACCAGAGGGACCAUGCGGCUGGAGGACAGUCGUAUGUAUAUAAUGCCGCCCCACCUUCAGAUAACUACCAAGUGCAGAGACUUGCAGACACGCUGCCAGCCUCAGAAGUGGUCAGGUUAUUAGCCACCGGUGGCGAUCGCCCUACUACACAUACGAAGAUGGAUACCAUUGGGGACACAGAAGUGAGCAUUGCCACUCCAGCCAGUACGCCUACUCGAAGUACAGGUAUUGGGGUGCCAGAACCCACCUUGCAGCCCACGCAUACCCAAGUACAUGGUACCACUACAAGUGCAACAGUCGGCGUGUGUCCGUAUAACGCUUCUGAGAAUGACUCUGUGCAGUUAAAUGGAAUUGCCCUGAGCCAGCUACCAGUCGCUGCAGACCACAGCCAUAUAACGGAUCACGCCACAUCUUUUGCUGAUGUGGUUACACCUUCGCGGGAUGUCAAUACUGAACAACCUCCGACCUAUUCUGAAACGAAAAGUAGCGCUGGGCUCGUAUUUGAAGACGAAGAACGUAUCUUGACACCUGCUGGUAAUGCUAUGGAUAACACUUUGGACAAUGCGGGUAAUUCUAGACACGUAUUGGAAGGCGAAGAAAGUACCUUGCCACCUGCUGGUAGUGUAUUAGAUCAGGCUCUGGUCCGUGCGGGUGGCGCUUGUCGCGUAACGGAGGGCGAAGAGUAUAUAUCGACACUUGGUGUUAAUGUGGUGGAUCCGGAAUUCGUGCACAUGGCACGUGCAAAGGACUCUGUUGAACAGGAGGUGGUUGUUUGUGGCAAUAAUGAAACUCCAGAAGCAGUCCUCCCGUCAUCAUCACUAGUACACGAUGUAGACUUCGAUGCGGAACACAUCGCAAGAGUUGGUGAACAGGGUAGCGAAGACGUGUGUGCGGGAGACCUACUAGUGGUAGGUAAUGGUGAAGCAACUGCUAGUACAGAACUUCACUCAGAAGACAUAGCGACAAGCAGGAUAUCAAGCAGCGAUAGCACCCCACCCAGAGAGGUGACAGAUGAGUGUAGCGCUAAGCCGAUUGAAGGGUUAUAUGAUAGUCCGAAUGAGUUAGUGGGGAUCCCGUGUAUAUAUGAUACUGGCAGUGUGGAUGCAUAUGAGACGGUAAUGAGCGAACCUGGCCUGCCUGAGAAAGAAAUGCUUUCUGUCAAACACGCUUCCAGAUUGGUGCAGAGCACGGACAGUACUCACAGUGAGCAUAGAGUCAUCGCUGAUAACGACCUUGAUGCGGAUAUGUCUAAGGAGAUACCGAACUGGUUAAAGGACCCAGAAGUGGGUGUUAGCACAGACGUACCCAUAAUGAGACCUGUUUAUACUUGUCCUUCAGAUAUAAAUCUCGAUGCGAGCCAAUCACAAGACGGAGCGACUGAGGCUGACGGGAACGCCUUGGCGACUGUAGCACGCAAACACAUGCAUGAGCUGCGUGUGUUGCGGUCCCUCAUGUCGGACCCGAACGAAGAAAAAGGGACUGGUUUUGUCCCAAGUACUGAUAGCUCACACCAAGCACGUCCUUAUGCAGGUGCAAAAAGGAUGGAAUUAGACCGGCUUCGAGCGGCGCAAACGAAACGAGAACAGAAUGCCCUUAGUGUGACGAUACAAGUCAUGCUGUUGGAAUACGAGAUAGAACUCAUGCGUACGUACACCCUUAUGGCCACGCACCCCUCUCCUUCAGGCAUAUCUGAUCAAGGUAUUGAUGUUGUGCGUGGUAUCCAGUCGACGGUGGAGGACACUCAAAGUGGUGCGGUUGAAGUAGAGGGUGGGGCUCAGUCGCUGUAUAGCUGUGUUUCCGCUGCACCCGGGAGAAUGCUUGUGAACGGGCUAGUUGAACACGAGCAUGUGCUUACGGAUACACAUGCGCGAGACGAGUCAGGAGUAUUAAACAUAGUGCAAGCACAGGCGCUUCCUUUGCCUGCCCUGCCACUGGAGGCCUCUGAUGUUGCAGACGUUGCUGAUGGUAUAGGCGUGGCUUAUGCCACCAGAUACGCAAGGGCUAACUGCGCAGCGCAACUUGAAGGGAUUGGCUCUACGGACGAGUCGCCUGGGCACGCCGGUGGAUGUACAGACGGUCUCACGGAUGCUGCUUUAGUAUUGGACAACAACCACCCAGAUCAGAUGGUGACGCCCCCGGAUAGUAGUCCUGUGGUGGGGAAGCUAAACUCGGCAGACGGCAUAGAUGGCUAUAUGAUGAAUGGUAGUCUCCCAGACUGCCGACAGGCUCAUGAUUCAGUAACUUGUAGUUCGCCAAACGGUUAUCCCAAGGAGGACAGUGGAAGUGCGGUACUACCAGAGGACGGCAGUUCUGUAUGUAGCAAGGCUUUGGAUGAUACUCCCGUGCUAGGUCCUAGGGUUCUAAUUGGGGUUGGACAUAUUACGGAUGUCAUUGACGCCGGAGAUACAGAAAUCAGAGAGAGGGAUGGUAGUUCAUUCCCGUAUACUUCCAAUCAUGAUAGCACAGGUACGGAUGUCCUGGUAAAAAGUAGCGACAACACUACAGCACAUAGUAGUCCCACUACCAAAGACACAGAUGCUGAAGUCUUGACCGAAGGCAGUGCAACGAAGGUCGUCAGCAAGGAUGAAGAGCACGGGGUGGGCAGCGUAGGUAUAGAUAACCUGGGUAAAAAUAACGUAGGUACACCCCCGGAUUGUGCGGCACCGGAGGGUACGGUCGGGGUCUUGCCUUCACAUGGAAUUACAAACCCAAACACUUCCGUAAGGCAAUGUGUAACAGAUGAGAUGCACUGUGAUAAUGGCAGCAGCAGUGACUCUCGAGGGCCUCUAACCGAGGAUACUACGGAGCGUGACACAGGUUACAGCACUGCUGGAGCUAGCAUUACAUCGCGAAGUGUCUUACUCGCGUCUGGUGUCGGUGUUGAAGGGCAUGAAGUAGAACCUCAGCCGUAUAUGAACCCCGAUCCCGUGAUGAGCGAUCCUGCGACCGGUAGGGCAGAGAGAGGGUCCGAGGCCUGGGCCUCAGCUGACAAAGGUAUGUGUGUGGUUUCUGCUGAGAACAGUAUCUCUGCGGACGACCCGGACGUAUGGACACCUUUUGCGGAAGCCACGCCCGGCGCAGAGAGCAUGGAGCACGCGACUGGAGAGUCUGACGGAGUGAGAUUUGGCUCAGCUCAUGAGGAUGUGUGUGGUAGUGCGGUGGGAGAGGUUAAACAAUUGGACACCCUGGAGGCGCCGCGGUCCUCCCCGGUAGCCCCGGUACCUGAAUUCGUAGCGGACAAAACGGCCCCCGCACCAGCAGAAUCGGUGCUAGUAUCACGCCCGACGGCUGGUAGUGAUGUGUGUUCUGUCACUGCUGAAGAAAGUAUUGUAGCAGAGGAACCAGAUAGCUGGACGCCCUUUGUAGAUAUCGGACCGAGAUCCGACAAUACGACACGCGGUACGACAGAGGAGUACUCGGAAGUGAAUCCGAUCGCACCUGCGUUGGGGCUUGUAUCCGACGACAGUACAAGUGGGGACGUAUCUCGCAUUGACAGCGGUGAUUUGGAAGUGAGGACUGGCGAUAGGGAAGUCCCAGAAGUAUCGGAGAAAGUGGAGUAUGAUCAUGUGCCUGAAGCGGAUGGGGUAGUAGGUAAACCCGAUGAAUGGUUGGAGGAACAAGAAGAAGGGUGCUUGGUUGAAGCUAGUAUGGUGGUGGACAAGGCAGUGGCAAGGGAUGAGACAGCUGCAGUAGGCGACUUAACCCCAUCAACGACCCUUGAGCUGCAAUCACUAGGUAGUUCCGAGGAACUAACACGGCUUGCACUACAACCUCAGCAUUCCUCAGAAGAACCUGAGGAUAGCAAAUCACCUACAAGUAUAACCGCAGCUGUGGCCCAAAAUAUUGCCAACCAGGUGACCCCGCACAACGCAACUGUGGAGGCCCUAAAGCCAGACGACGCCGCGGCCACAGUACUCGGUGUGGGUAUGGAAGACGACGAUUCCUCUAAACAGAGAAGAAUGGACGAAAUGUGCGCAGCUGCUCUGUUGAAGGUGGGAGCACGUUCUUCCAUCCCCAUCUUCGUUCCCACCAACGUCUCCGCCGGCAGUGCGGCCUUGCAUAGGCCUCUAAAAACCCCCGGCCAGGACCAAAAUACGCCCCACAUCAAUGUAGCUCAUAACGAGGAACAAACAUUAGAUAAGCCCCAAGAAGACCCCUGUCAAGUUUCAAAACCCCCCGUCGCGGCUGUGGCCAAGACAUUGGCAACUCGGUUCAGGACCACAUGCGUGGUAUACGCACCCACAACCGAGGCUCCAGACGAUGGGCAUUGCACCGACAGUUUACAUUGGCCAGCCACCUACCACUCGCUGGUGCACUCUCCUUCGGGCACCAAGCUACUUGAGCUGGAGGAGAACUUCGACAAUGUCAUCCAUCGCUUGCGCAUGCGCCGCAAGAAGGAGAUGGUGCGGCAGAGGGCUGUGCACAAGAGUGAACGCGAUGCGCUGUACACUAACCUGGGCGAUUUGCUCAACGACGCCAUUCUGCAGGAACAGGAGGCGUCGCAGAAGGAUGAGGCGCAGCUGUUGAGGAUACGCUGGCAGUCGAAGCUGGAGAGUGUGAUGGAUGCACAACGCAGACAACUGCGUGAGUGGGUGGGUAAGGGGGACUACACCUCAGCUGUAGUGUCUGAUAUGGAGGGGGAUCUCAAGACCACCUCAGAAAGCGAUCGGAGAUGUUGCAAGUCGCGUACGGGUAGUGGACCGGUCCUAGAUGUGAAUGAGACGCAGCAGGAGAGCUUCUCCAUCCAGUUGGGGGCUCAGCGCAAAACGUCACAUCUUCUGCGGUUGCUGUGCUGUGACAUGCACGUGCUGCUCAGUCGCGAAGGGCCAGAGCUGAGACUACUGACAGCCAUGUCGCUCUAUUCCGAUACGUUCAACGGCGUGGUGCUGCUGGUGGAUGUGGACGCCCCCUACCGAGACGCAGAGGGCCAAGCCUUUGUUAAGCUGUGCGAGCGCAGGACUGAGCUGCACUUCUCAUCGUUCCGUCGUCAAUUGGCUCAGGUUCGCGAACAUUCCGGUACCAUGCUGCCGGGCGAUUUCUACAUCACACGCCACUCCAACCUGAACAAUGUGUCUGUGGUGUACCAUUUGAUGGUCAACAGUGAAGUGAUGUCGAAGACUAUGAGCGCGCGGUCACCCAUUCUCACGGGUCUGCGUAAGCUGAUGUUGAACGCGUACCAACACAAUGUGGCUUCCCUGACCGUGCCGCUGCUGUUUGUGAGUGCCUACACCCCUUCGCAGUGGGGAGAGGGUGUGAAUGUGGACAGGUGGUGCCACACCCGGGCCGAGCUUGUCUUGAAGGCGGUGAAAGGCUACAUGAAGGAGUGUGCACCUUACACCACCAACAACCACUCCAGCACCAUGCAGUUUCUACUGCCCGGGGCGUGUUCAAAGCGUUUCGAUGCUUUCGCGAGCCAGCUGGAUGGUAGGUAG